CUAACCCCAACCCUUUGCUUUCCCUAUUCCUACCCCGCCCCCCCUCUCUCUCUCUAAUGCUAGUGGCUCUCUUUCUCAGCUCUCCCUUUGGUUGGCCACUAGUCCAAGCCCUACCUUUUUUUCUCAAAUGCUAGUGGUUCAUUCAUUUCUCUCUUUACAACCCCCCACUGAGCCUUUCUUUUGAGCUUCAACUUCUUUGAUGGGUGUGAAUACAUAAUGUUAACAGCUAAACUAUAACUAAAGAGUUUGUUUUUUGCUUAGUAUGGGGAGAGAUGGAAAAAGAAACUAACCAAGAAAACCCAUCUCUCCUCUCAAAUAAUAACAUCUCCAUCACUAAAGAAGACUCCUCCCCUAAAAAACACCCUGGAAACACCGCUGCGGCUGGUGGCGGAGAUAGGCUGAAACGUGAUGAAUGGAGUGAAGGAGCUGUUUCAAGCUUGCUUGAGGCUUACGAAAACAAAUGGGUGCUUAGAAAUAGAGCCAAACUUAAGGGUCAUGAUUGGGAAGAUGUGGCUCGCUAUGUUUCAGCUCGAGCUAAUUGUACCAAGUCGCCAAAGACUCAAACUCAGUGCAAGAACAAGAUUGAGUCAAUGAAGAAAAGGUAUCGAUCGGAGUCCGCCACGGCGGAUGGAUCUUCUUGGCCUUUGUAUCCACGCCUUGACCUUUUACUUCGUGGCAGUACUGCACCUCCUCCUCCUCCGUUACUGCCACCACAGCUGCAACCGUCAGCGGUUCCUCAAGCUGCUACUCCAAUUUCCACUAACCCUCCUUUGAUGACUUUACCAGAGCCCUCCAUGAUGGUGGUGCUACAGCAACAGCAACAGCAUCCACCACCACCACCACCACCACCACAUUUGGCUCCUCAGCUUCCUGGAACUACACAAAAUUCACACGGUUCCAAUGGUAUUGAUAGGAUCCCCAAGGAGGAUGGAGCCGGUACAAAGUCAUCGGGUCAUUUAUCGGACAAGAUAGCUAUGGAGACAGAUAGUAGUACGCCUGCUCUUUAUAGCGACAGAGAAAGACCGAGAUCGAAGAAAGCAAAGAUGAAAAUAGAGACGAUGGCAACGAUGAUGAAGAAGAAGAAGAAGAGAAGGAAAGAAGAGUGUGAAAUUGGAGGGAGCAUUCAAUGGCUAGCACAAGUAGUUUUAAAAUCAGAACAAGCAAGGAUGGAAACAAUGAAAGAAAUUGAAAAAAUGAGGGUUGAAGCUGAGGCUAAAAGAGGAGAAAUGGACCUCAAAAGAACUGAGAUCAUUGCCAACACUCAAUUGGAAAUUGCUAGGCUCUUUGCAGGAUCAAAUAAAGGAGUUGAUUCUUCAUUAAGGAUUGGAAGAAAUUGAAAACUUAUGGUGAUUAUUAGUGAAUAAUCUAAUUAAUUAUAUGUGUAUGUAUAGAUUUUGUGUAUUGACAAUGAGCAAGGGCAGGUGAACAAUUAAGGGUUAACUCUAAAUAGACUAAUUAAUUAAUUAGAUAAAGAAAAUGGGGUUGGUAAAUAGCCAUUUCUACCUCAUUUCUAAGCUUUCUCUUUUAGAGAAAAUGUAGUAUUUGUAGAAAGAAAAAUAUGUACCUACACAAUCAUACUAAAUUGAUGUGUAGUACAAGAACUUCUAAUGUAUUAAGCAAAUGAACUUCUAUCCAUAACUGUUCAGAUA
Gossypium raimondii (Peruvian cotton) is the source of this 1649-nucleotide messenger RNA. Its product is annotated as trihelix transcription factor ASIL2. Gene Ontology annotation, cellular component: nucleus. The transcript has 2 exons. Bases 273 to 1337 code for a protein of 354 amino acids. Lineage: Eukaryota; Viridiplantae; Streptophyta; Magnoliopsida; Malvales; Malvaceae. The record is from RefSeq and is a predicted model, not a curated record. Gene Ontology annotation, molecular function: transcription cis-regulatory region binding.